This is a messenger RNA of Owenia fusiformis, 2423 nucleotides long. Lineage: Eukaryota; Metazoa; Annelida; Polychaeta; Sabellida; Oweniidae. The record is from the annotation of a GenBank genome assembly.
CACUGAGGUAUGGUAUAAAAUACUAGCUUUUUAUGUUUUACAUGUAUAUCAUUUGCUCUUUAUUUAUAAAUUCCCCCAGUGAGAGAUGAUUUAGUAUUAUAAAAUUAUUCUUACAAAUAAUAAAUGAAAUCGUGACAAGGUAAAAACCAAUAUAUAGUAAAUGAUCGAAUUUGAUAGGCUUGAGAUGGGAAAACGUUCAGUCAUGGAAUGGGCAAAACUUGACUCUGAAAAGGUAUUGAUGGACAGUGAAACUUUAGAAAAACUGAUAGACAACAAAGAAGUAGACAUCAAUGCAGUUGAUCAAUAUGGUGAUAAUGCGCUAAUAUAUACCGUGCGUAAUAAUGCAACAAAUUGUACGAAGUUGUUGCUUGAUCAUGGUGCUAAUGUAAAUGCUGUUAACAACUAUGGUCAGACUGCACUGAUGUAUGCAGCAUCAGUAAAUGAUUCAGUAGAAUGCGUCAAUUUGCUCAUUGCAUAUGGUGCUGACAUCGAUGCUAGGGAAAAUGACGGGACGACAGCUUUAAUACACGCAAAAUCUAAAUGUAUGUGCAUCUUAAUUGACAAUGGAGCAGAUGUAAAUGCAACCAAUAAUAGAGGGCUCACAGCACUCAUGUGGUCGACAAGGUUUGACACGUUAACACCCAUGGAAGCGUUAUUGGACCAUGGGGCUGACGUAAACGCCUGCCUCAAAACCGGAAUGAACGCACUAUUUUACGCUGUAUGCCACGACAAUCCUGAUUCAGUACGGUUGCUUAUCAAGAAAGGCGCCGAUGUCAAUAAAACUGAUCUAAAUGGUAACACGGUUCUUAUGCGUUGUGUAUUCAAUAGUGCAAGUCCAGCUUGCCUCGCACUGCUGUUGGUAAAUGGUGCAGAUAUCAACGCUGUUAAUCACAAUGGAAGGAAUGCAAUGUCUUUUGCAUUUGGAAUGGAAAUAUAUGCAGCUAUCUGUAUCCUUGCUCUGUUUGGAGCCCCAUUUGUCACAGAACAGUUAAUUGCUAUCAAGAAGCACAUUAGUAAAGGCAAAGAUCCCCAACUGGAGUUGAUAUUAGAGAACCUCAAGCAACCAAACCUUAAACGUCAAGCGAGACGCCGGAUACACCAGCAAAUCACAUGCGUCAGUCGGAACACAAAGUAUUCAAAAACAAUUGAUGCUCUUAUCAACGCAGGUGACCUCCCAAUGAGAUCGAGGUCUUUUAUGUUGUUUGAAGAUGAUAUUGAAGAGAUAAUAGCGACUUUAACAAAUUGUGAUUUAGGAUAGGCAGAGAAGCACCAUUUUUUGAAUGUUUUCACUAGAGGUGUUUACCGGUUAACCGCCGAUAAUGCCUUUUCACAUUAGCUCAGAUUGUGGGUGGGUGGGUGUUUGGGGGUCCUUUGGACAAGUUGGACACUCACCAGUAAGAGAGAAAAUCUUGGUAUGGGACUGACUGUGGAAUGGACAAGUCCUCGGCAUUACCAUUUAAGUAGCUGUGACAUUAGCCACGUACGUGGGCUCUUUGCUCGCAACCGAUUUGCCAAUUUUGGGAUUAACUUUUAUUUAUUAAGUUUUGUAUUAGGUGUGAUAGGGGAUAUCUUGCCGUAAAACUAUUUGUGUGCUCUACUGUUGUGCUCUACCAUCUGCCUCAAAAUAUUCACACAUGAGUACACAGGGCCAGGAAGAAGAUUUGAAUCCCUCAACACUCACUGUGUACAGUAAAAAAUAUUUUUUCUAAGUAGUACAUAGUGAUUUGGAGGGGGAUGAACUCUUGUUCCCGUGUCUGUGCAUCAGUAAGUGAAGAACGGUGAGCCCACGCGUGAUAAGUGUAACAACUCUUUUAUAUAUUAUCUAUUCUAAUAUGAUACGUGACGUCACACUAGCUAGAACAAUUGAUUUACUGGUCUAUGAUUGGAGUAUGUAUGACCAGUAAAAUUCAUAAAUGCAAAAAAAUGUGUUUCUCGUCUGUUUAUCAUAUUAGAAUCGUAACAAAGACCUCGAUUUUAUGAUUUAUGUCAAAUAUAUGACCUCAAAAUUUAUUCUGGCCAUUGCCAAAGACCUCAAUCGCUACGCGAUUUCGGUCUUUUAACAAUGAACAGAACAAAAUUUUUGGUCAUAUAAUACGCCAUAAAUCAUAAAAUCUCGGUCUUUAUUCCUUUAUUAUAUGAAAAAUGAAAAAUUCAUUAUUUUAGUUUACGUUGUACAAAACUAUCUUGCUGCUAAUACACCUGCUGUAGCCAAGUAAGCUCAGUAGAGAAUGAAACAUCUACAGCUAUUGAAAAUAAAUUCAAACUAUGAUGUUGUACAUAAUUUAAGUGUUUUGCAUCGGAAUAUGAUAUAACUUGAUUCCUUUAGUCUUGCACGGGGCCUCUGGUCCUCCCUCCCCAUUUUCCUACUCAAAUGUACAUACAUUUUCAUGUUUGAGGGAAAAUAAAAGGAAGUUGAUAGAUUG